AUGGGUAUCUAUGGAUUGUGGGAGCGUCAACCUGACACAACGAUCCUCGACUUCGAGACACUGCGGGAACAGUACAAUCUGCCAGUCCGACCAUUUGACAUUAACGAGUAUGCUUGGACAUCUGAACAGAGCCCUGCCAACUCGGUUUACUACCUAGCCCAGUGCGAGCGACACAACCUCCGUUGUCUCCGUGCUAACUGGGGUGGUGGCUCGGACUUGCACAACUACAUGAUUUACAAGACCAACGGGACAUACUACCCCAACGGCGAAUGGCAGCUGUACAAGUAUUAUACAGGGAUGACCGGCAACAGAGUUGAGACCUCCGCUUCCGGUGAUCUCAUAUUUGACGUUUUCGCCAACACAUCGGAGAAUACCGUCAAGAUCAUUGCGGGAACUAGGACGGUCUAG
Ilyonectria robusta is the source of this 408-nucleotide messenger RNA. RefSeq lists its product as uncharacterized. The coding region runs from base 1 to 408 and encodes 135 amino acids. The record is from RefSeq and is a predicted model, not a curated record. The transcript has 2 exons. NCBI's taxonomy places the organism in Eukaryota, Fungi, Ascomycota, Sordariomycetes, Hypocreales, Nectriaceae.